Molecule: messenger RNA, 2818 nt
Organism: Lolium rigidum
Lineage: Eukaryota; Viridiplantae; Streptophyta; Magnoliopsida; Poales; Poaceae
Product: putative respiratory burst oxidase homolog protein H
Exons: 15
Coding region: 1-2565 (854 amino acids)
Cellular component (GO): plasma membrane
Molecular function (GO): peroxidase activity; NAD(P)H oxidase H2O2-forming activity; calcium ion binding
Source: RefSeq, a predicted model, not a curated record
AUGGCGUCGCCGGGUGGUGGCGGGCACGCCGCGGAUCGGCCGGUGCCGCUGGAUGGGAUCACCGUCGACAGCGGAGGCGGCGGCGGCGGCGCCAGGGCGCAGGGGAUGGGGCUGCCUCGGCCGCCGGGGUGGAUGAAGCAGCCGUCGCGGCUGGCGUCCGGGGUGCGGCAGUUCGCGUCGCGGGUGUCGAUGAAGGUGCCGGACGGGGUGGCGGCCGGCAUCGGCAUCCGGCCGGGCGGCCUCGGCCGGAUGACGCGGAUGCAGUCCAGCGCGCAGGUGGGGCUCAAAGGCCUGCGCUUCCUCGACAAGACCUCCGGCGGCAAGGACGGCUGGAAGGCCGUCGAGCGCCGCUUCGACGAGAUGAACAAGGGCGGACUUCUCCCCAAGGAGAGCUUCGGCAAGUGCAUCGGCAUGGGUGACUCCAAGGAGUUCGCCGGCGAGCUGUUCGUGACGCUGUCGCGGCGGAGGAAGAUCGAGGCGGAGGCCGGCGUCAACAAGGAGCAGCUCAAGGAGUUCUGGGAGGAGAUGACCGACCAGAACUUCGACUCGCGGCUCCACAUCUUCUUUGACAUGUGCGACAAGAACGGCGAUGGGAUGCUCACGGAAGAUGAGGUCAAGGAGGUUAUUGUGUUGAGCGCGUCGGCAAACAAGCUGGCCAAGCUGAAGAGCCACGCAGCGACCUACUCGUCGCUGAUCAUGGAGGAGCUCGACCCCGACGACCGUGGCUACAUCGAGAUUUGGCAGCUGGAGACUCUGCUCCGAGGGAUGGUGAGCGCGCAGGCGCCAGAGGUGAAGCUGAAGCGGACGACGUCGAACCUCGCGAGGACGAUGAUCCCGCUGCGGUACCGGAGCCCGCUGAAGCGGCACCUCACCAAGACCAUGGACUUCAUCCACGAGAACUGGAAGCGGAUAUGGUUGGUGACACUGUGGCUGGCCGCCAACCUUGCCCUCUUCAUCUACAAGUUUGAGCAGUACAAGCACCGGGCCUCGUUCCAGGUCAUGGGCAACUGUGUCUGCAUCGCCAAGGGCGCUGCCGAGACACUGAAGCUUAACAUGGCGCUCAUCCUCCUCCCUGUAUGCCGCAACACGCUAACCACACUCAGGUCCACUGCUCUCAGCCAUGUCAUUCCCUUCGACGACAACAUCAACUUCCACAAGGUCCUCGCGGCCUCCAUCGCGAUCGGGACGACACUCCACACGCUCGCGCACGUCACCUGCGACUUCCCAAGGCUGAUCUCCUACCCGAAUGACAAGUUCAUGGCCCUGCUGGGGUCGAACUUUAACUGGAAGCAGCCGACGUACCUUGACCUUCUCCAGAGCACCCCGGGGAUCACCGGCAUCCUGAUGAUCAUCAUCAUGUCCUUCGCCUUCACACUGGCGAUGCACUCCUUCAGGCGGAGCGUCGUGAAGCUCCCGUCGCCACUGCAUCACCUAGCUGGCUUCAACGCCUUCUGGUACGCACACCACCUGCUGUUGGUCGCGUAUAUCCUCCUGGUGGUGCAUUCCUACUUCAUAUUCCUCACCAGGGAGUGGUACAAGAAGACGACAUGGAUGUACCUGGUAGUCCCUGUCCUCUUCUAUGCCUGCGAGAGAAUUAUCAGAAAAGUUCGCGAGAACAAUUUUGGCGUGACCGUUCUGAGGGCUGCCAUUUACCCUGGUAAUGUGCUCUCUCUUCACAUGAAGAAGCCACCAGGUUUCAAGUACAAGAGUGGGAUGUACCUGUUUGUCAAAUGCCCUGAUGUCUCGCCUUUCGAAUGGCAUCCGUUCUCCAUCACUUCUGCACCUGGAGAUGACUACCUGAGCGUGCAUAUCCGCACACUAGGUGACUGGACAUCUGAACUCAGGGACUUAUUCGGAAAGUGUUGCGAGGCACAAGUUACUUCUAAGAAGGCUACCCUUUCAAGACUUGAAACUACGGUUAUCGCAGACUCUCAGAUAGAGGACACUAGGUUUCCUAAGGUCUAUAUUGAUGGCCCUUAUGGUGCGCCUGCACAAAAUUACAAGAAAUAUGACAUUCUUUUGCUUGUUGGUCUUGGGAUCGGCGCCACUCCUUUCAUCAGCAUACUCAAAGAUCUCUUGAACAAUAUAAAGACUAACGAUGAGGUGGAAAGCGUACACGGUUCUGAGAUAGGCAGCUUCAAAAACAAUGGGCCAGGGAGAGCUUACUUCUACUGGGUUACAAGAGAGCAAGGAUCAUUUGACUGGUUCAAAGGAGUCAUGAAUGAAGUUGCUGACAGCGACCACAGCAAUGUCAUAGAGAUGCACAAUUACCUCACCAGUGUGUAUGAAGAAGGCGAUGCCAGGUCAGCGUUGAUUGCCAUGGUUCAGUCACUCCAGCAUGCCAAAAAUGGUGUUGAUAUCGUCUCUGGAAGCAAGAUUCGGACACAUUUUGCAAGACCUAACUGGAGAAAAGUAUUUGCUGAUUUGGCCAAUGCCCACAAGAAUUCGCGCAUAGGUGUGUUCUAUUGUGGGUCUCCAACACUCACAAAACAACUCAAGGAUCUUUCAAAAGAAUUCAGCCAGUCAACCACAACUCGGUUCCAUUUCCACAAGGAGAACUUCUAAGACCCUACCAGAAUUUUUUUAAACAGUUGCAGAUAUACUUGUAUAGGAAAAGAAACAUGAUACCAUUCGCAGAGUAAAUAUAGUUUUACAAGUUUUGUUGUACGCUGGGUUGUACAAAUACAUCGAAAGCUAGUGUCACCAGCAUACAUAGGCUGGAAUAUUUAGAGACAUCUACAUUGGAACAAUGAGAUUGAUUCUUAGAAUAAUUGAGCUCCAGGUGUUGCUCCUUGCACGCGCAUGUUUUCUCUCUUCA